Esox lucius (northern pike) is the source of this 3525-nucleotide messenger RNA. RefSeq names its product nicotinamide nucleotide adenylyltransferase 2 (gene nmnat2). Gene Ontology annotation, cellular component: Golgi apparatus. Lineage: Eukaryota; Metazoa; Chordata; Actinopteri; Esociformes; Esocidae. The record is from RefSeq and is a predicted model, not a curated record. Bases 127 to 1053 code for a protein of 308 amino acids. Gene Ontology annotation, biological process: NAD+ biosynthetic process. Gene Ontology annotation, molecular function: nicotinate-nucleotide adenylyltransferase activity; nicotinamide-nucleotide adenylyltransferase activity. The transcript has 11 exons.
UGUAUCCUGCGAGGAGACUGGGAUACUGCCGCAUCCAAAUGAACCUCGCCUCUCUCUGCGUCGCUAACAGCAAAACAAAAAAAGAAGAAAUCGGUAGUUUCAGAAAAAGAUACAUCAAAUUAUAACAUGACUGAGAACACUAAAACGCACGUUAUUUUGCUUUCUUGUGGAAGUUUUAACCCCAUCACUAAAGGGCACAUUCAUAUGUUCGAAAAAGCCAGAGAAUACCUUCACAAAACAGGGAAGUUCAUUGUCAUUGGGGGGAUUAUUUCACCUGUACAUGACUCUUAUGGAAAACCGGGUCUGGUCCCCAGCAGACAUCGUCUCACCAUGUGUCAACUGGCAGUCCAGUCCUCUGACUGGAUCAGAGUGGAUCCCUGGGAGUGCUACCAGGACACAUGGCAGACGACAUGCAGCGUGCUGGAGCAUCACCGUGACCUCAUGAAGAGAGUCACCGGAUGUAUUCUGUCCAACGUGAACACACCAUCCAGCACUCCAGUGAUCGGCCAGCCACGGAAUGACACCCAGAACACCAUCUAUCAGAACCACAACACGAAUAACAACAAGCCCACGGCCACUAAGCUGUGGGGGAAGAUGAGUGAGAGCUUGGGCAAGAUUUGUUGUGUUCGCCCCCACAUUGACCGGUUCACAUUUGUGGAUGAAAAUGCCAACCUUGGUACUGCAAUGCGCUAUGAGGAAAUUGAGUUGCGCAUCUUGCUCUUGUGUGGCAGUGAUCUCCUAGAGUCGUUUUGUAUUCCGGGCCUAUGGAAAGACAGUGAUAUGGAGGUGAUUGUGGGAGACUUUGGGAUUGUCGUUGUGCCUCGGGAUGGAGUUGAUACAGAGAGAAUAAUGAACCAUUCUUCUGUGCUGCGCAAGUACAAGGAUAACAUCAUCGUAGUUAAAGACGACGUCAACCACCCAAUGUCCAUCGUCAGUUCAACCAAGAGCAGACUGGCCCUGCAGCACGGGGACGGACACGUGGUGGACUACCUGAACCAGCCGGUCAUUGACUACAUCCUGCAGAGUCAACUCUACAUCAAUGCCUCUGGAUAGGAACUACUGCCCCAGACUGCUGGCCAACUCGUCCCUGUCUGUCUUUCAUGUGAAACGUAUAAUCGAGCUGUCGCAUUUCCAUUUAAGGAGUGUUAGGUGUCCAUGUCCCUUCUGACUGUGUUAAAGUGACUCAUCGAACCUGUGGAUGUACAGCCAGGUGCCUGAAGGCUGUGUGGCACCUCCCACAAGCGAGUACGCGAAGGCUCUUGCAGCCUCUGUGGGAUAGAGAUGGCAUUUAGGCCCGCGUCCCAAAUGGCAACCCUAUUCCCUGCGUGGCACACUACUUUUGAUGAUGGUAUACAGGGCUCUGGUGAAAAGUAGCGUGCUUUUAUAAGGAACACAGUGCCAUUUUGGGCCACAGGCUUGGUGUAGAAAGCUGGUGCAAAGAUUGUUAGCUAAUGAAUGUUGGCAUUUGCUGUUUCAUUUAAAUCUGUCAGUCUUUAGAUUUUAAAGGAUUCCUUUUUUUUUUUGCAUGUUCCAAUUGUUUUUGUUUUGGCAUGAGUACUAACUCACUUCGUAGAUAUGAGAUGUUGUGAAAGUGUUUCCAUAGAAACCAACAUAUAGUGGGUAUCCACCUUCAUUUUCUAGUCACUCGGAUUCUACUGUUUGUAUAGAAAUGUCUCUAUGUAUCUGCGAUUGCAUACCAACGCCAAAAUGUUUCGUCUUCAGUAGGCAUUCAUGUAAAAUUUGUUUGCGCAUAAGAGAAUGUUUUUUUUGUAUUUGUACAUUGUUCUUUUUGUUUGCUAAGGAUUUUACAUGUUUUUUCUGCAUGCCACCAAGCAAAUGGACUACUCAAGAAACAAAUGCAAUGAACCUCUUUCUUACUAUGUAGCUAGCUACUCGACAUUCUACUUAGUGAAAAAACAACAGCACAACCUAUAGAAGUGCAUUUCAUGUGCCUGAGGAUGAAUCACGGAUACUAAAGUCUCCCUCUCCCUUGCACUCGACACUGUCAUAAUAUCAUGAACCUGAAAUAAAGUUGUGCUCAAAUGAUGUUGUACUGCAAAGGAGAAGGGGACAUAGCUUUUGAUCAAUAGCUUCUUACUGGAGCUCCUCCUGUUCAGUGCUUGGACACUUUAGACUGUUUAGUUUAAUGAGCGCUGAGUGUAACCAUUGACCCGCACAAUAAUGAUUCCACAGGCUUACUGCAAGAAAGCCUAAAGGGUGUAUACAGGAUAAUAUCCAAAUUCUGCUCCAUUGGUCGAUGCAAGAUAUACAGUUAUUUGGUUUAAGUGGCUCAAAUUGUGACCGACGCGUCUUGCAUAUAUAUACAUGCGUGUCCAUUAACAAUAUUGUUAUUCAAUUUUAAUAGCCAAUGAAACAAAAACAAGAUACAUUCCAAUGCCUCCUGGAAAUCUCGUAAUUCAUUCUUUUUUUAAGAGAGAAACAAGUGCAACUGGUUGUCAAUAUAGUUGUGUUCUCCAGCCUUUUGGAGAGCCUAGAGGGGAGGCGUGAUGCAAUCAAUCGUACAACGUGUGUAAGAUGCUCCAGACUCACAACAUUGAUUCUUAUGUGGUCUCCAAAUGUAAUGAUGAACAAACCUAACUGGGUUCAAUAUCCCUUCAAGCGGUCGGUCAGUGCUAUACAUGCCUCCACUGAGUCUUCAUAUCUAACACCUCGCUUACAUAUAAGAAGUUAUUUAUUAUUUUGAAGACAGGUUUCAGAUAAACAAGACGUAGUGGAACAUCUCAGAUGAAAAAAGUAUCAUAGUAUGGACUCAGUCCCUGAGUGGGUGGUAUAGGCCUUAAAGUAACUGUGUAGUACGAAUCUCACUUUUAAAAGUGGAUAUUCUGUUUACUCAUAAACAAUGUCAUCCUAUAAUUGUGGCCCAAGCAUGAAUUGGAUGAAGAAAACUGUUGAAAAAAAUAUCAGACUGUUUAAAAAAAGAAAAAAGCUUGCUAUUUCAUCACAGAAGAUGUCAUCCUACAGAGAAGGAUGAAUUGACCAAAAGAUGAACAAACAAUGUUACUUCUACAUUUUAUUGGUCUACUUGCAUGAAUCUUUUUAAAUGACCGGUAUGGGUCCUACACUACGAUGUUGUUGGGGUAUGUCCACAUAAUUCCAAAAAAUUCCAGAGCACUUAACAUACUUGGUUGAAUCGUGCAGGCAAUUUUAUUAACGCUUUAUUAAUAUAAGUGUUUUUGUUUUGGUAGGAAACCAAUUGUAAUUAAUAAGAAGACUAUAUUUCAUAGAAAUCCGUGGGGAAAAAACUAAGCAGUUACUUUGAGUCUGUUUAAAAUAUAUAACUCAAUAAAUAUUUAAUCGAUACUUUAUUCUGAUAAUUGAUUUAUUUGGUAAGGAGUCGUGAACACAAAGCUUGAGGGAAUUCCGUGUUAAAUUACAGUUCAACUUUCAGAUCAGGUUUGGAAAUGAUUUGUAUUUUCGCAUCUUUGAUGGUGGACUGAAUAGACUGACAACUUAUUUGCUCUCAGUCUUUUAAAACCUGCAUAAUAAACCAAGUGUGUAAUCUCA